Molecule: messenger RNA, 1575 nt
Organism: Culicoides brevitarsis
Lineage: Eukaryota; Metazoa; Arthropoda; Insecta; Diptera; Ceratopogonidae
Exons: 2
Coding region: 639-1451 (270 amino acids)
Molecular function (GO): RNA binding
Source: RefSeq, a predicted model, not a curated record
UUACAUUUUCAACUCCAUCAAAAACCUUUUUCCCAAUUUUUUAAAUGGAAGAACUAUCAAAAUUAACGAAAAAACGUCUCAAACACCUUCUGAAAGACGACACUUACCUUUCGGACAUCCCUCCCGACAUCACAUCAGGCGAAUGCAAAAAUCUAAUCGCUCUUGCGUAUGGCCAGAGCAUCUCUUUGCUGCUGGAUCGUGGCCCUACCAACCCAAAAAUGAAGAUAAUUGUGCCAGCAGGAGAAAAAACGACAGUCGAACACGUGAAGAAAGCCAUUCGCACGCAAUUCACGUUAAAUCACUCGAGAACGGGAGAUGCCGGUCGCAAAAUAAUCCGCUGGAAGUACAUUUGGAAGACUUAUUGGCUGAAAUUUGAGGGUUCGCCACUAGAUGAUGACAGAAAAACUCUCGAGGAUCUCGGGAUUGGGCACGGAAGUGAACUAAAAUUUAUGAAACGAAGAAGAAUUAAGAAUUCUGACAAGAAAAAAAAGUAAAAAAAAAUAUUUUUUUUCUUUUAAAAUGGAGUGAACGAACGAAAACAAAUGGAAAAUGAACAAAGUUUGACGGAUGAAUGCAAAAAAUACGCAAAAUCGACUGCAACAAUGUAUUUAAAUAAAAAUUAAAACUAAAAAAAAAUCAUGGAUAAUGUAAAAAUUGAGAAUUAUCCCGGCGUAAUUUUGGAUCCAAAUGCUGCCAAAGCUCGAAUUUACGUUGGAGGUUUGUUGAAAAAGGUCACCGAUGAUCAUUUACGUGAAAGAUUCUCGCAAUACGGACAAAUUUUGGAUAUGGUUCACAAUAGUGGUUACGCAAUCAUUCAAUUUUCGACAGCAGCUGCUGCUUUCGAGGCGGUCCACAAUGAAGACGGAAAACCGAUGUUGACAAGCAAAAAGAUGAAAGUUAGACUAGCUGGCGUAAAGGUUGAAUCCUCUGCUCCGGCACAAAAGCCUCCAAUUUACUUCACUUCACGUCCCAACCAACCGCAAGACAUCGAAAUCAUCCUUUUUUCGAAAGAGCACGUCGAAUAUGCCGAAGAAGUGCUUAAAAAAGUCUUCGAAAUUGGCUUCCAGGCGGAUAUUAUGAUCAAAAAAGACAAAUUUUCGCUCUACGAGUUGCUUGAAGACCUGAAAAAUCAUUCCAUUCGAGCACCUUUGAUGGCAUUGUUGAUCGAUGAGCCAAAUGUACGCGAGAGAUCCGUGACUUUGCAGUUCCUUCAGUGGUAUGGACAACGCGUGACGAUGUCUCUCGAUUAUGCGCUUAAUGAACUUCGAGUGAUGAACCAUGAUUUUUUGGUGAAAUACCGAAUGCCGGUAGAUGAUAUUUUUGAAAAGGAAGUUAAAAAGUUGUACGAACAGAAACGCGAAGAAUUAAAACACGAAAUGGAUCCUGAGGUUAAACUUCAGAUGAUCAAAGACUAUGAAGCGAAUUAUUACGGUUUAGUAAGACGUUACUAAGAAUUUGUGAAGAAAUUUCUUCGAAAUUGUUUAAAAAAAAAAAACAAAAAAUUCUUUUUUUACGUUAAAAUUUGUCAUGAAACUCAGGAAAAAAAACAGGUAUUAGUUUUUUAAGGAUAUUCGG